AUGACCAAAGAAACAAAAUGGAAAUAUAGAAAAAUUGAAAAAAGACUGGGAUGUGGUGUCUGGAUCAACAAACAACUGAAACAAAUGAAUAACGAGAUUUCAAAUAGCAAAAAGUUAGUUCGUGAACGGUUCAGUGGCAGUCAGAUCAGAUCUACAAAGAAGAAAUUAGUUGAUAUGGGGUAUUGUUGGUCAGGUACCCUAAUACCAUGUACACAAGGUAUCAGGUAUGUAGUACUCCCAAUACACCUUCGAGUGCAUGAUAAGUUUGUACUGACACUUGUUGAAUUGAAGAAGAAAUACGUGUACUGUACAUGUGUAUGUAUUCUGACGUAA
This is a messenger RNA of Helobdella robusta, 333 nucleotides long. RefSeq lists its product as hypothetical. Lineage: Eukaryota; Metazoa; Annelida; Clitellata; Rhynchobdellida; Glossiphoniidae. The record is from RefSeq and is a predicted model, not a curated record. The transcript is spliced from 2 exons. Bases 1 to 333 code for a protein of 110 amino acids.